This is a messenger RNA of Thamnophis sirtalis, 2184 nucleotides long. The record is from RefSeq and is a predicted model, not a curated record. Lineage: Eukaryota; Metazoa; Chordata; Lepidosauria; Squamata; Natricidae.
GCCGCCUCCCGGAGCUCUUUCCAGGAAACGCUACAACGCUGCGGGGCUUAUGAGGAGGCAAGGGAGUGGCUGGGUGGUGCAAGAAGAAGAAGAAGGAGAGAGGAGGAUCAAAACCCUCCCAUGAUUCACCGGCAAAAGACGGAGUCGAGAUUAGAUCCGGAUUUAACUCGCCCCGAGUUGCCCCCUGCGCUGGCUUUGGCUGCUGGCUCCCAGUAUACGUGAAUAGAAUUCGCCCUCUUCUGUACAAAAUGUCACUUGGGAUUUAUAUUAGAGAGGUGGGAAAGAAACACAUUUUUCAAAGAUAAUUAACAAAUUCAUACCUGGAUCCAUUCCUUAUGAUCAGGAGGGAAAAAAUCCAUAAGGGAUUUCCAGUCAUUGACAAAUGUUGAUCUUUUUCUAACCAAAAUUGAUCAUGAUUUAAGAAAAGUUGCAGGACUUAGUAUGACUGGCUGCUGGGCAUUUUUGUGGUGGUUUUCAUCAUUAACAUUGGUAUAUCAUUCUGGAUGUUACCUCAUUGACCCAAUUGCUGCAAGUAGUUUUAGCCACAUCCAUAAUUACAUUAAUGCAUCAAAUUUGGAUCAAGAUCAUUGUGAAAAGAAACUGAAAUUAACUACUUUGGAUAAAUGGAAACUUUCCACAGAAUUGUUCACAGCUGCACUUCCCAUUGAUCAUAUUCAAGAGAAUUAUGUUCGUGAGGUUCGAGAUUGCAUUUUUUCUGUUGGAUAUCCUACACCAUUUAAAUCCAGAGUUCUACUUGUAGCUGUUUCAGAGGAAGUCCUGGAAGAAAUUCUGGACUUAGACAUGUCCGCCUCAAGCUCAGAUGAUUUUUUACAGCUUGUCAGUGGUUCAAAAAUAAUCUUGGGGUCUCUACCGCUAACCCACAGAUAUGGUGGCCAUCAGGAGAGGAGAUGGCAGAGCUGUGCUUCGGUCUUCUGUACGAGAAUUUUUGGGAAGUGAAGCCAUGCAUUACCUUGGAAUACCUACAAGCAGGGCAGCUAGCUUAGUUGUAAGUGAUGACUAUGUUUGGAGAGAUCAGUUCUACAAUGGGAAUAUUAAGAAAGAAAGAGGUGCAAUUGUGUUACGUGUUGCAAAAUCAUGGUUUCGAAUAGGAUCAUUGGAAAUACUAGCUCAUUCUGGAGAACUGGAUUUAUUAAGGAUGCUGCUAGAUAUGGUCAUAAAAGAACACUUUCCAAAAAUAAACGUAAAUGAUUCAAAUAAAUAUCUGGAGUAUGCAAUACUGAUAAUUUCAGUUUAUUAUCCAUAACCAUAGAUUAUGGUCCUUUUGGCUUCAUGGAUUCAUACAACCCAGACUUCGUUCCAAACACAUCUGAUGAUGAAGGACGGUAUAAAAUAGGAAAUCAGGCAAAUGUUGGAAUAUUUAAUCUGAACAAACUGCUUAAGGCUUUAAGCCCUUUAUUUAGUCCAAGACAAAAGCAACUGGCUUCUCAAAUACUUGAAGGAUACCCUCAACAAUAUUAUAAAGGCUUUAUAGAUCUAUUCAAGACAAAAUUAGGUCUGCUAGGAGAGAAUGAGGAUGAUGACUAUUUGAUUGCUUUCCUUCUAAAACUCAUGGAAGACACAAGGGCAGAUUUCACAAUGACUUUUCGGCAACUCAGUGAGAUUUCAGAAGACAAACUCAAAGAUCUCAACAUUCCUAAGGAAUUCUGGGCUUUGCAAGAUGUAGCUAAACACAACAACUUUUCAACCUGGAUUGCUAUGUACCUUUUGAGAUUAAAAAGGAAUAUAGGUGAUUCAGACUCUGAAAGGAGGAGAAGAAUGAGCAGUGUUAACCCAAGAUACGUGCUUAGAAAUUGGAUGGCAGAAUCAGCUGUCCAGAAGGCUGAAAUAAAUGAUUUUACAGAGGUCCGCUUCUUGAAACAGGUUUUGCAACAUCCAUUUCAGGCACAGAUUCUGGCUGAGACAGCUGGUUAUGCACAGCGUCCCCCUGCUUGGGCUAAGGAUGUUAAAGGAAAGCCGCAAAUGCUAUUAGUAAACAACAAUGUUGCUACCCACACUGUUGUUAAAGGACACAGCCAACCCAAUUUGAGAGAGAGCAAAAUCUGAAAGAAUUAGGAAAAUGAACUGCAUGGACUCUGAAGAGAAGCACUAAGCAAUGGAAAUGGGAUAAGAGGACGCUAUUGUGCCAGUUUGCUCCCAGGGUACCAAUUCUUUCACCCUAGAUUA